Lingula anatina is the source of this 2361-nucleotide messenger RNA. RefSeq names its product transmembrane protein 98. Gene Ontology annotation, cellular component: endoplasmic reticulum. The record is from RefSeq and is a predicted model, not a curated record. NCBI's taxonomy places the organism in Eukaryota, Metazoa, Brachiopoda, Lingulata, Lingulida, Lingulidae.
UACAGAAAUCUUAAUGAUAAUACAUAUGGACAAGCGUCAUUUUGGACAAAGGGUAGUCAUGUAUGUAUAUAAUAUGAGUCCUUUUCUGUCCUUGGGUGUAUACACAGAUAGCCUGUGUUAUCAAAUGCCCUGUGGUGUGUUUGGCAGAUGACACAAUAGCAGUUUAUGUAAGCUGUUAGAGGCAAUGGAAAAAGUAUCAUGUUUGUGGUUGAGGUAGCUGUCUCCAUCGUCAGCAUUUUGUCUUCUAUCCAUGUUAAUUCGAGGGGUAUUGUGGUGACAUAAAAAGAGAGAGAAUAGGCACAGGUUGGGCAUUUUGUUUUUAAUGACCUGCGGCUUAUCCAACUACUGUAGAGAGAGACAUCUUUGACAUGUCCCUUUAAUAAAAAAAGAGAAAAACACACAUCUUGGUCAGUAUGUAGUGGACAGCCAGGCACUGGCAUUGACCAUAAGUGGACGGAAUAAGAAGAUCCUGGAAGCAAUCAUGUGGUUGAAAAGAAGUUAAAAAGAGAAUUUUACAGGGAAAAAAAAAAGAGCCAAGGAAUAAAGAUAUAUCACAAGGAGAAAAGAUAAUCUACUACUGUAAAAGUGUGGUGUCCAGAAACCCCAUGAAAAACAUAUUUUGAUACACAAGGAAAAUUAGCUGAAAUUCAGACUCCCGAUUAGCGGAAUUAUACCAGAAAAUUGCUAUCUUGGAAUCGCAAAGAAGAAAUUUGGAAAUCUGACCUAGAACAGAGAAACUUCUCUACAAAAAAUUAUUUUUUUGAAACCUCAUAAAAAUUUAUAAAUAGAAGUUGCAUCUAACAAGUAGGAGACAAGGAGAUUUUGAUACCAGCUGUAACCUGGUCAACCUUGAUGGGAAUUUGGAGUGAAAAAAAAUAACACUUGAGGCUUGCUAAAAUAUUUGACUACAGUAUACAGCGCCAUCUAGAACACUGGGGACCACCACAUCGCCUCCGCCCCUGCCAGCCACUCAGGGCAGCCCCCAAAUGCUUGAUGCCAUGGAGAUGGAUACCAUAGUCGCAGUUUCUAUAGGGAUACUGGCCACCAUUUUUGUCGGGUCCCUGGUCUGCCUGAUUAUCGUGUGCAGACACAAGUACUGCCGUCGCGUGGAUUUACUCUCCAGGCAGCACACGGAGAACAGACCUGAUGUCCAGCUUGUCGACGCCAUGGAGGGAAAUGACAACAACGGCACCGACCUUGAGCUGGACGAUGUCCGUCUCACUCACCCAAACAUAGAAGAGAUUUUGCAGGACGAUAUCUGGGUUAAUGAUGCCACAGGACUGGUCCCACACUGCAUCGCCAUACUGAAAACCUGUCACCUGCUGACCGACAAACUGGUUGCCAUGACAAUGAGAAAUGGCGGCUCCAUGCGGUCCCCGGAGACGUUAACGGAUAUAGUGGCCAUUGCUAAGAGGAUAUCUCCCCGCGUAGACGCAGUGGUCAGGUGUAUGUACCCGCCUCUUGACCCUAGACUUCUGGAGGCAAGGUGCACAGCCUUGGUCCUAUCGGUCACCCACCUGGUCCUGCUGACCAAGAAUGGCUGCAGGAUGACCGGUGUUCUGGACUGGAUAGAGCAGUCCCUGGCUGAGGUGGAAGAACACUUGCAGGUUCUGAGAGAGGCCAGCCAUCAGUGUGACACCACCCGCGCUCCGUCCAACUCAGACACAUCAGGCGACAGCCAGGAACCUCUCAAUAAUCCCAGAAUGCACCAGUCUGGUCCCGGGCCAGAUGUCGCCUCUGUGGCGCAAAACCAACUUCAACAACAGCAGCAGCAAGUACAACAGCAGCAGAAUCAACAACAGCAGCAACAUCAUCAGGCACCUUCACAGCAGCAACCGCAGCAGAAUGAAUCUUCUAGUGUGCUGUAAGAAAGAUAGGAGGCAGCAGUGCAGGUGCAGCAACCUUGUUGUUUUAUCUUGCUGAAGCUUUUGAAAAAAGUUGUUCUGUCUUCAAAUGAGUGAUGGAGGUUCUGGUCUUGAAGUGACCUAAAAUAUCAUUGAGCUUUUUUAAAAAUUGAAGAAAUGUAUCCCCAGUAGUAGAAAUGAAUGCAUCUCUGAUUCAGAUAGGAUGAUAUAGUGGAAUUGCAGUCUUGCGACAGUUUAUCAGAGACAGCAUUUUGUGUGAAUAAUUUUGCAUAUCUUAUUGGACUUACAAGAAAGAAAAAACAUCAAGUUGCAAGAAUUCAAAAGACUUUUUGGGCAUGGGGAAUAUUAUGUUGUCUGGAAGCUGUGAAUGUUCACUAGCUACGAAUGGUUUGACCCUAGUGCUAUCACAGAAAAUGAGCCCAUGAACAAUUUGGAGUAUUCAGUGGUGUAAUUUUCAUUCCUGUUUGACGUGAUCUUAUGGGUAUAGGAAAAAAAA